GAGACUUGCUUUUCAUCUUCUACACCGUCACUCAUGGAGGGGCUGCGCAUUGUUUCGGUCAUUUUCUCAGGUAAUUAUUAUUUUCAUAAACACUUUGAAUAAUUUGAUUAUUGUUUUAGCAGAAACCCUCCUGCAGUAAAAUAUGACUUUUCAAACAGUAUCCCCAUCUUGAACCAUUCUUUGUGUUUGCAUUCCAGUUGUCAUUUUCUUGGGUCACAACUUGGUCCGUGGAUCAGUGUUAGAGGUGACAGCCAGACCAGGAGAAAACAUCACUCUCUACUGUGACUGCAAAAUAUCAACGGGAGUUUACAUAGUCUGGUACAGAAACUGCUCUCAUAAGACCCAGCCUCCUCUGGUCCUAAAAACGUGGCGUCAUAAUCAAUGGAUGAAACCUCUCCCUCUUAAUUUCCACUUUGUGAGGAACAAGUCCUCUGUAUCCUAUGACCUGCUAAUCCAGAACAUCACUGUGUCAGAUGAAGGUUUCUACUACUGUGGAACUGAAACUCUAAAAGUUGACAAAAUAGUGGUAACAAAAGCAAUAGACAAAACAGAGGAUAAAGACUUUAUCCUUCACAGAGAUGUUUACAGCUAUGGCAAUGUCACAAAGAUCGUAUUCAGUAAGUAUGCAUCAUUUAAUAAUAAUAAUAAUAAUAAUAAUAAUAAUAAUAUCUUACAUUUGUAUAGCGCCUUUCAAGAUACCCAAAGCGCUUAACAACACACUACAAAAAACCUUACUAAAUACCAAAAGCCUGAAUAAACAAGUGUCGCUUCAGAGCAGAGUUUGAUUGUGGUUUCAACAAAGUUAAUCAUGAAAAUAAUUAUAAAUAACCAGAGGCCGUAUAACAAAUAACACAGUGCAGAUCUGCUCAAGGAUUUGUGUCAUGGACUGAAUCCUGAAUCCAGACACCCCCACCCUUUACUAAAAGGAUCUUGUAAAAUAACUUAUUUUCUCCUCUCUUUGCCAUGACUGUAGCAGCACAUUUUAAAGCACAACACCUCACAAUCCAUCUCUGUGCAGUGGAUCACAUCAUCAUAGCCUGACUAUAAGUGUCAUAAGAUAAUUUUUUGAUUAAUCACCUUUGAAUAAUGGCAAAGAGAGAUGGUUUAAUCAAAAAUGCAGUUUGUUAUCAAUGGUUGUUUCUGUAUUCUGAUAUGGAAUUUUAAUUGAGGAACAGGAAAAAUAAUCUCUUUAAAACUGCUCCAUAAUUGUGGUGAUGCAGAUAUUUGAAGGACAUUUCAUUGUUUUUAGGACCAGAAAUCGAAAGAGAGCGAGAGAGUAUUGAAAGUAUCAGUGGUAUGCCCAUGACGUCCUGGAUGAUGAUGUUCACUCCUGUCGGAACUAUUCUCUCCACCUUCAUCGUGUUGAUUUUGGUUUAUCAUUUCUCUGAAAGACCAGGUAUCUGUUGUUUCUCAGUUUAUUUUUGCUUUUUUUCUCUUGCUCUACAACCAUCACUUCAACUGCCCGAUCAUAUUUCCUCGUAUAAAUGUACCCUUUACAGUUUGCUGGUACUUAACAAUGUUGUAUUAAUUUAUUUUAGGGCCUCAAAAUCUCGUGGGACGACCCGACAGCAAGAUUAGGAUGAGUCAAGAUCAGGUAAUGACCUUAAUGAAAUCUUCAUCUUUUUAUUCUUCACCUUUUCUUCAUUGUGUUUAUCUUAAUGAUUACAAUAUCAAAUAUUAGCCUUAAAUUCAAAAUAAAAAAAGUCACAUUUUCCACAGGAAGAAGAUUUGUGUCUUACACGAGUUGUGUUUCGACUUCAGGAUGGAGAAACAAACCAGUGAUCAGCAGAUGAUUCCCGUAGCAGCAUAUUUACUCCAUUUACUCAUUUUUCUAUGUGAGGAGUUUAUGGCUGGUCAUGAAACAGGUUAAAGUUUAAAGCUGUUCUUUUUAUGACCAAUUUUGCAAUUUUUGUUAUUACUGCAAGGAAGUUGGUGUCAGAGCAGAGGACUGACAGCGACCUGAAAAAAAAAACAAUAUCUAUGACUGCAAAAAUUCAGGGUGAGUAAUAGUUUGUCAAAUUAAAUUAUGUACCAGACAAGAUCAGCAAAGACAACACAAUGUCACGUUUAGGACAAAGAGCUCCCACUUACAGAAUUUCUGGGCAACAAACAAGUCGCAGAUAAUUUUAGCUCACAACUUCCUCGCUCACCAAAAUCCUCGCUGACAAAAGCUGAUCUCAUUUUUAAGUAGUAAACCUUAGUAGUUAUUAUACGUCUAGAUAACAAUAUAUCCCAAUUUUUGCUAUUUUAAACAUGUACAUGUAAUGAUUCAAUUUUUUCCUCUUUUCUUGUAGUAGUAUUUUCUUUGACUGCAUCAGGCGUAGUUUAACUUCUCGUGUUUUUGCCUUCACUUUGAUUGCUCCCCAUUGUUGUGCCUUGUUCUUACAUCUGUAUUUGUAUUGAUCUCCUGUAUUUCUUUGUGUUUCUCAUUACCUCCCUAACAUUGUUUUUAUUGGAUUUUUUUGUUGUUUGAUAUUUUUUGACUUCAGAAUUUGUUGAUUAAGAUCUUCUGUUCUGCCACUUGAUCUAUUUGGUUUCAUUAAAUCUUUCAUGUCUGCCUUGACUGUGUUAAUUUUUGUAUAAAGCAUGACACAUCUCUCUAGCAUCAGUUUUGUUUCUGUUAAUAUUUCAUCCCUGCUAACAUUCUAGGCAUGUUGGAAAAAUAAGAUGUCUUAAAAUGAUUAUACAAAGGGUCCCUGUUUGUUUGAGUGUGUUGUGGAAAUUUUUGUACCAAAGGAUCUUAGGUCAAGUCAUGUCUUUAUGAGAUUAAUAAAAGAUUCACUCAAACAAAA
Messenger RNA from Xyrichtys novacula (pearly razorfish), 2792 nucleotides. The record is from the annotation of a GenBank genome assembly. NCBI's taxonomy places the organism in Eukaryota, Metazoa, Chordata, Actinopteri, Labriformes, Labridae.